CCCAGCUGUACAUCGCAGCCAGGCACCCAAGAACACCCAGCCACGGUGAGGCGGACUUCUACUUUAGGAUCGGGUGAAAACGAAGAAGAGGAAGCUGAGCUGAAGUACGGUGCUAGUCAUGUUAUUAACCUAUUCGUACCAGUUUCCAUAUGCAUGGUGAUGGUUGUAUUCACGAUGAAUACCGUGACAUUCUAUUCCUAUAAUGACGGAAGGCACCUCUUAUACACACCUUUUGUAAAGGAGACGGAUAGCACAAGUGAGAAAGUCCUAAUGUCAUUGGGAAAUGCACUGGUAAUGUUGUGUGUUGUCAUCAUUAUGACCGUCAUCUUGAUAGUCUUUUACAAAUACAGGUGUUAUAAGGUAAUCACUGCAUGGCUUAUGGUUAGCAGCUGUCUUCUGUUAUUCUUGUUCUCAACAAUAUACUUUGCCGUUCUCAAAUCCUUCACGAGUUGCGAAUUUUCUUUCUUCCAGAGAAGUGAUGAAAAGGCCGUUGAGACUACAGCAAGUAUGUUUAGUCUUCGUUUUUUCCUCCUUCUGGAUUCUACAUGUCUUACCCAUUGUCAUCCUUUUUUUCAGUUUUAUUUAAUUGCAAUGUCGGCUUUAAUGGCCCUUGUGUUCAUCAAAUACUUGCCCGAGUGGACCGUUUGGUCCGUGUUGGCUGUGAUUUCUGUUUGGGACCUCAUUGCUGUUCUAGCUCCAAAUGGUCCCUUACGAAUUCUGGUAGAAACUGCUCAGGAACGCAACGAACCUAUUUUUCCGGCACUAAUAUAUUCAUUACAAGGAAUUGUAUUUCCAUUUGUCUGUGUUGCUGUUAGUGGUUUUUACUUUUACUUGGUUUUUCCGAUUUCUUCUAAUCUGCCACUUGAAUUUGUAUUUUCGUGUUUUGAAGCUUGUUUUACAGCUGGCAUGGUACCUUCAUUUCUCGUUCUUCACAAUGUGGUGCAAAUAUGUAAUAUUUCAGAGGGCGUGAAGCUUGGUCUGGGCGACUUCAUCUUUUAUUCCGUAUUAGUGGGAAAGGCGAGUUCGUAUUUUGACUGGAACACCACGGUAGCAUGCUAUGUAGCUAUUCUAGUUGGACUUUGUUUUACUCUUCUUCUUCUGGCAGUCUUUCGUCGAGCAUUACCAGCUCUUCCGAUUUCAAUCUUCGCUGGCCUACUUUUCUACUUUUGCACAAGAUGGAUUGUCACUCCAUAUGUGUCAGAAAUCACUCGGCGGCAGUGGGUUUACUAG
Molecule: messenger RNA, 1230 nt
Organism: Angiostrongylus costaricensis
Lineage: Eukaryota; Metazoa; Nematoda; Chromadorea; Rhabditida; Metastrongylidae
Source: the annotation of a GenBank genome assembly